AUGGGUGUGUCCAUGUCUGCUUUAGGCAAAUUAUGUCAAAAACUUUCUACUCAUGUUAUUAUUCCUGCUGUUAAUAAAACAAUAACUAUAUCAAAUCGAUGUUAUACAAUUGAACAAUGUCAUAUGAUACUUACUAAUAAUGAUCAUAAUGAUCAUAUCAUUAAUUUAAAACGAAAUAAUUAUAGUUCAUCAUUAAUAUUCUCAUCAAAAUUUAAAAUUUUAAUUAAUUAUGAUCGUUAUAAUAAGAAAAUUUUCGUUUCAUUAAUAUCAAAAAAUGAAAUAAUAAAUACAACAAGUCUAUCAACGAAAGAUUGUUAUAGAAAUAAAAAAGAACUUGUCAAACGUAAUAUACCACAACAAUAUCGAUCAGAUCCAUCAACAUCAUUAGUAGUAAUUACAUUUAAUUCAUCAUCAUUUAUUGAUUAUCGUCAUAGAGGAAUUCUUGAUUUUCCUUUACGUUUAUCCGUACGUUUUCGUACAUUAGGUAGAAUAUCAAAUGGUGUUCUACUUUCUUUAACACAUCGUAAAUCUUUAACAUCAAUACAACCAUUUAUUAUAAUUGAACAUACAAAUGGUAAAAUCGAAAUUACUAUUCUUCAAGUAGAUAAAAAAAAUGCAUUAUCAACUGUCAGUACUGCACAAUGUGGUAAAAAUAUAAACAAUGAUAAUUGGCAUUGGUUACAAUUUGAAAUUGAUCAAAAUGGAAUAUUUAUACUUAAUGUUGACGAUGAUAGACGAACAUCACAAGUUCCAAGUUAUGUUGUAUCUAGUUGGAAUAUAAAUGCAUUAUUAGUCGGUGAUACACGUCGUUUUAAUACUGAUAUAUUUCAACCAUUUAUUGGUUAUAUGAGUGAUCUUGUAUUUAAUGAUGAAUAUUUAUUUUCGAGUUUAACAACACGAAAAGAACAAAUUCAACCAUCAUCAUUUCAUUCUCACAGUCAACAUAUUACGAUUGGUUAUCGUAUAGCAUUUUUUAAUUUAGUUACAAUAGAUACUCAAACAUCAUAUAUAGCUUUUUCGGAACGUGAAAGUCAAAAUAAAAAUCAUGGCAAACUUGAUAUUUAUUUUCUAUUUCGUUCAUAUGUACCUGAUGGUAUUAUAUUAUAUCGUUAUGCACAAGGUUUAAAUGAAUAUUUUGCUAUUGGUUUAAGAGCAGGAAUACUUGUAUUAUUUAUUGAUUUUGGUUUUGGUAAACGACAAAUUGUUAGUGAUGAAUCCACAAAAUUAUCCGAUGGAAAAUGGCAUGAAGUACGCGUAACAAGACUUGGAACUGAUAAAAUUGAAUUAAUUGUUGAUAAUCGUGUCAAUCGUUCGACAUUAUCAACGAAUGGUAUUCGAAAUGCUGUUUCUCUUCAACCUGUACUUUAUGUUGGUGGUAUACCUAAUAGUAAUACAAUCAAUUUAACUGGUUCUGGUCUUAAUUCGUAUGGAUUUCAAGGUUGUUUAUCAAGUUUUAUUGUUGAUGGUCGUUUACUUGAUUAUCAAACUGCAUUAGUACUUCAUGGAAAAGUUAAAAUGAAUAUUUGUUCAGAUUUAAAUAAACUUUGUUAUGAUUUUACAUGUCUUCAUUCUGGUAUAUGUACAUCAAAUGAAAAUGAUGGAGUUAAAUGUGAAUGUACUGAGACAGGUUAUGUAGGUGAACGUUGUGAUAAAUUACCAAAUGGUUUUUAUUUUGGUAAACAUGAUUCUGUUGGUAUGCUUGAAUAUGUUAUGAGUUCAGCACGUCAAAUUGAACACGAUACAAUUACAUUUGGUCUUCAAACAUCAUCAAAGUCAGCACAAAUAUUUCGUUUAGAAUCAGAUUCAAAUAUUUAUAGUCUGGAAUAUGAAAUAGUACAAGGACGAUCAUACAUAAAAUUAAAUUUAGGUGAAAAACAACCGGAUGUUUAUUCAGCUAUAGCUCAUGUAACUGAUGGAGUAUAUCAUGUAAUUAAAAUAAUUCGAAAAUUAUCAGCUAUUGAAUUAUAUGUUGAUGGUGUUAAGAUUACAUUAACAGGAGAAAAUAAGCCAAUAUAUUCUUCAGAUCAACGAAUUUAUUCUACACAACGACAAAUAACAAUUGGAAGUUUUAAAAAUACUUCACAAUGGAAUGGAGUUAUUGCUGGUUUAUCAUUGAAUCGUCAAUCAAUAUUUGAUAGUCUUGGUAAUACACUUAUUCGAUCAGGUGAUGUCGAAGAAGUUUAUCCUAAUCAAUAUCUUGGUCAAUUCAAUUUAACUAAUCUAUCUGAUAUAUUAAUAUUUUCAACUACUACAUCUUUAUUUACUUCUAAUAAUACUCAAAGUAUUACUUCUAUAUUAAAUUCAACAAUUGAUACAUCAACUAUUGCAAUUGCUGAUUAUAUACAUCAUGCUGAACCAAAACCAAGAGUUAAUAUUAUAUCACCAAUACCAAUUGAACAUCGUGGAACAUUAAUACAAUGGUUUUCACAUCAAAUAACACGUUUUGGUAUUCGUGGUUUAUUAAUUGGUUCAAUAAUUAUUGCUUGUUUUCUUUUAUUUCUUCUAUUUAUAUUUAUUCGUUUACAUUGUACUAAUCGUAGUACAAGAAGAAAAAAUCUUUCCUAUACAUAUAAUGAAACCAAUGGAAAAACCUAUUCACAUUUAAAUCAACAAAAUAAACGUUGUUCAAUAUCAUCAUCAUCAGCUGAUAGACGAGAUUCAAAAAAACAUUUACCAAGAUUUUUACGUUAUUUACAUACAAAUGAAACAAAACCAACAUCAUUUCGUUUAUCAACAAAUAAUAAUGGUGGAGAUAAUUAUCGUUUAAUAUCAUCAAUCAAUGAAAAUAAAACGAUACCAUAUCGUAAUUCUGAUUGUGUUUUAAAUGAACAUUGUUGUAUACAUUCAAGUUUAUCUCAACCAACAUCAUCGUCUUCAACAUCAAUGUAUCAUCAAGUUAAUCAUUUAAUGUCAUCAAAUAAUGAUUUACCAUUACCAAUACCAUUAGCAAAUCAUACACAAUCAUCACAUUCAUCAAAUACAACAACAACAACAACAUUACGUUCAUUAAAAAAAGAUGCAGAUAAUUCAAGUGCACAAACAUAUUCAGCUGUUUAUUCAUGUGAUCUUGCGGCUAAUUUAGAUAUUGAACAAGAUCUUUUACAAAAACGUUCAUCAAUAAAACGAAGAUCAAUUUUAAAAAAUAAUCAAUCAUCUGUUAUUCACACAAAAAUGUUAUUUCUUUAUGUUAAAAAUCUUGUUGAUUGUUAUGCAUUACAACCAAAUAAUAAUAAUAAUAUAAAUAAUGAACCAAUUCUAUUAGCUACAGCAAAUGAAAAUCGUAUACAAUUAUCACAUGCACUUACUGGAAGUUUUCAUUCUCAACUACCUAUAUCAUCAGUUGGUUCUUGUCAUGAUAUAUUAUUUUCUUAUGAUGGUCAAUUUCUAAUUGGACUUUUCUAUGAAGUUUCAACAAAUAUUAAUCCUUAUGCUGUUAAAAUUUGGUCAACAGAUAAUUAUACAGUUCGUACAAGUCAACAUCCAAUAAAAUGUUCCGUAGCAUUAACAUCUCGAAAUUCAUCAAUACUUUAUAUGGCUGGAAAACAAAAAUAUGGUCGUGGUAUAUCACUUGGUUUACUUGAUAUUAAUUCCUGUAGUCUUACACGUGAACUUAAAUCUGAUCCUGAUACAUCAAUUGGUGAUGAAAUACGACGAAUUAUUUUAACUAAAAAUGAAUCUUAUGUACUUGUUGUUUGUACAGAACAUACAAGUCCUUAUACAUGUUUUGUUGUUUUUAAAUUAGAACCAAUAUCAAUAAUAGAUAAUGAACAAAUUUUAUCAACAACAACAUCAGAAUCAACAAGUAAUUGUACAAUGAUUUUAACAAGAUUUAAUUGUGAUCCAAAUAAUACAUUUCCAAUAAAUGAUUCAAAUAAUAAUGAUAAUGAACAAAUUUUAACUAUUUUACAUACAAAUCAAAUUAUUAUUUGGCAAUUAUAUGAUGGAGAAAUUUUAGUUAAUUAUGAUUUUCAUCAUUUAAAUUUAGAUAAUAAAAUACAACAAAUAUAUAGCUGUCAAAUGAGUAAUAAUCGUUUAUUAAUACAUAUGGAACAAGGUAUAAUACAUAUAUGGGAUGUUACACCUGUUAUGGGACAAUUUACAUUAAUUUCAACGAUUUCCGAUCCAUUAAUUCAUUCAAUUAGUUGGCUUGAUCAACGACAUUUUCUUUCAGUUGAUAAGACUGGUCAACGUAUUCGUACAUGGAAUAUUCAUCGUAAAGAUGUUAUUAAUGAAUUAAUAUCUUCAUUAGAUUCAAUACAAUCUUUAUAUGUACAUUUAAUAACAAAUGAUUUAAAUAAACGACAAGAAUAUCUAAUUAUUGGUAAAUCUAUUAAUGAUCGUAAUUUACUUAUAUUUGAAUAUACUCAACCACAUGAUGAAUCAUUAACUCCUUCUAUUUCUUAG
Adineta steineri is the source of this 4404-nucleotide messenger RNA. The record is from the annotation of a GenBank genome assembly. Lineage: Eukaryota; Metazoa; Rotifera; Eurotatoria; Adinetida; Adinetidae.